Drosophila kikkawai is the source of this 1876-nucleotide messenger RNA. RefSeq names its product empty spiracles homeobox protein E5 (gene E5). Lineage: Eukaryota; Metazoa; Arthropoda; Insecta; Diptera; Drosophilidae. Gene Ontology annotation, molecular function: RNA polymerase II cis-regulatory region sequence-specific DNA binding; DNA-binding transcription factor activity, RNA polymerase II-specific. Gene Ontology annotation, cellular component: nucleus. Gene Ontology annotation, biological process: regulation of transcription by RNA polymerase II; central nervous system development; neuron differentiation. The record is from RefSeq and is a predicted model, not a curated record.
AUGCCGAUACCGCCGAUACCGAUGCCAAUGCCACUGGCCAUCUAGUGAUCCAGUUUAUCUAGUGACCCAGUCGUCCGCGGAAAGUGCGUGUGUGUUUAUCAGCGAGUGACUACUAGACUUCCACUUGGAAUAGUUCGGGUUCUGAGAAGUUGGACUGUAGCUUAUUUAUUUUUUAAUCAAUUAAACCGUCAAACAAAUGGUCACCUGCGGCCGUCAAACGUUCAACAUGCUGCCCAUGGCGCCGACGAGUCCUUUUGUCAGCAGCAGCUCCUCCGUAGCCACCGCUGCUGCUGCCGCCUCCACAUCCGUGCCCGUGUCCAGUGCCACCACCUCCGUGAGCAGCAAGCCCAAGCUGGCCUUCAGCAUCGAUUCGAUCGUGGGAGCGGACUCCGUUAGGACUCCGGCCGCUCCGCUAAGGGUCAGCGUGAUAUCCUCGCCGGCGGAGCGCAGCGAGAGCCCGUCGUCGCCUAGGAACACAGGCACGCGGUCACCGCGCGGAUUCAUCUACUGUCGGCGCAGGGAUUCCCUGGAUAGAUCGCGCAGUCCGCCCAGGUCGCCGGCCAGCCGAUCGCCAACGCCAGGACCCACGCCACCGAGUGCCGGAGCAAAGGCCACCCCGCAAUCGGCUGUAGAUCCUCCGCCAGGAACCCUCAUCCGUCCCAUGCCUCUGCCGGCGCCAAAUCUAGCUUUAAUCCAGAAUCGCACCUCGCCAACCGCGAUGGCAGUGCGAGUGGCGGCCGGACCGCCGCAUCCACCACCACCCCCCUUCCUCGCCGCCCAGUUUCAAAUGGCCGCUGCCCUGGCUCAUCACCACCAGCAGCAACAACAACAGCAGCAGCAACAGCACCCCCAUCCCCCAGUGCCAACUGGACCGCCACACGGUCCGCCCCCACAUCUGCCUCCUGGCCAGAUACCCAUUGGUAUCUUUCCGGGUGGGCCCCAUCCCGUCCAUCCGCCGCCACACGGUCAUCAUCCCUUCGCGACGGCUCCACACCUAAUCCGCGACAGCUAUCCACUGUAUCCGUGGCUCCUCAGUCGGCACGGACGGAUUUUUCCACGAUUCCCGGGCAAUUUCCUGUUCCAACCAUUCCGCAAACCAAAACGCGUUCGCACCGCCUUCUCGCCAACGCAGCUGCUCAAGCUGGAGCAUGCCUUCGAGGGCAACCACUACGUGGUGGGAGCUGAGCGCAAGCAGUUGGCCCAAGGACUCAGCCUGACCGAGACGCAGGUCAAGGUGUGGUUUCAGAACCGCCGAACCAAGCACAAGCGUAUGCAGCAGGAGGGCGAUGGCAGCGACACCAAGAGCAACAAGGGCAGCUCCUCGGGCGGCGGAGGCGCAGGCGAUGGCGAGGAUGACGGCAAGCACGAUGGCUCCGGGUCCCAGCACAGCUACGAGGACGCCGAAGAUCCAGAGGAGGAUGACGAGAUCGAGGAGGACGACGACGAAGACGAGGUGAUCGACAUGGACGACUAUGGAAGUGAGAUGGAUGCGGAGGAGCAUCAGCGACUGCGAGAGCAGUUUCAGCAGCAGCUGGCGCAGCACCAGCAGCAGUUCCUCCAGCAUGGCGGCGGCGAUGCCUCCUCUGCCGCCCUCAGUCCACAGCAGCAGCAUCAGUUGCUUCAGCAGCACCAGCAGCAGCAGCAACACUUUCUGCAACAGCAGCAGCAAAUCUACCUAAGGGAGCGGGAAAGGGAUCGGGACCGCGACAGGGAACGGGAGCGGGAAAAGCACUAACUGACUUCGUUUGCCAAGCAUCCAACGCCGCCGCUAUUUUGUGUUCCUUGAAAAUCUUGUAAAUUAUUUGUCAGCUGUAUAGAUUAAUUUAAUUUGUUUACAACCUUAAGCAUAAAUAAUAAAAAAUGAUUACAAAUGAAA